AUGGAGAAGAUCAUCUUCAGAMUCAUCRUCCUUACCGGUGUGUGCUGUUUGUCYMSYAAACAUAUYUUCYAUGAGRASYCARAAAUGACAUGGGAAAAUGCUCGAGCACACUGCAGGGCCCRUCAUAACGACCUUUCACGUCUCUCCAAUGAACUGGAGGAAGAGUUGUUCAAGAAGUCUGUGGAUCAGAACAACGAAGGAUGGAUUGGAAUUUAUUGGGAUAAGAGCAUUGAAAACUUUGUGUGGUCAGGAGGAGAAAAUGUCACWGACUUCAGCAAACUUAAUUUACCACAUAUAGAUCUUAUCCACCCACAACACGUAGCUGAAAAUAUCUUGUGGAAAAACAAUGGAUGGCAUUGGGAAAAUGGCGCAGACGGACGCAAAUUCUUCUGCUUCAGCCUGACGCUGGUGCAGRAGGAGAAGACCUGGGAGGAGGCUCUGGAGCUCUGCAGAAUGAAACACAACAACCUCAGCAGCCUGCUGUCUGACACAGAYGUCCGUCUGGCCACGAAUGAGAUGAAUUACACCCACAGCACYGAGCCCGUGUGGAUCGGCCUGCGYUACCUUGCAGACGAGUGGCUGUGGGUGAACGGAGACYAUCUGRAUUAUAAGAGCUGGYCCCAAGAAGGAGAUCCGGUGAAGGACCGCUGUGGAGCUUUAACCAAGCAGGGAGUGUGGGAGAGCCGGGACUGUCAGGAGAAACUCUGGUUCAUGUGUGGCUGAAGGUUCCUCUUAAUAU
Messenger RNA from Austrofundulus limnaeus, 739 nucleotides. RefSeq names its product secretory phospholipase A2 receptor-like. The record is from RefSeq and is a predicted model, not a curated record. Lineage: Eukaryota; Metazoa; Chordata; Actinopteri; Cyprinodontiformes; Rivulidae. The transcript has a single exon. The coding region runs from base 1 to 723 and encodes 240 amino acids.